UCUCACCUCUUCUUUUUGAUACUUUUCCUCCAUUUUCCCCAGUCGCCCUCCUGCUGAUCAUUCUCAGGCUUCAGUGCUGAGUGACGUUGCAACAAACCCUUUGAACCCGUCAUUCCACGACGCGUAUACAACUUGCGACGACGAGCUUUGACGGCCCCACGAUAGCCAUUGGCCUCUAAUUUCCCGCUCUUUAAAGCUCAUUCAUAUUCCUCUUCCUCAAUUUCCCCUCAAAUCUUGAAAAUAUGGCGAACCCACCUCAUGGCGGUAUCCUCAAAGACCUCAUUGCGCGCGAUGCGCCGCGUCGAAAAGAGCUCUCGGCAGAGGCCGAACAGCUCCCUGCCAUCUUAUUGUCCGAGAGACAGCUUUGUGACUUGGAGCUCAUCUUGAACGGAGGAUUUUCUCCUUUAGAAGGGUUCAUGAGCGAGAAGGACUAUAACGGGGUCGUCUCAGACUGUCGGCUUGCAGACGGAAACCUGUUCAGCAUACCUAUUACACUUGACCUCUCGAAAGAGACGAUAGAAGAGCUCGGAGUAAAACCCGGUGCUCGUGUCGCACUUCGCGACUUUCGUGACGAUCGAAAUUUGGCGAUAAUCACGGUUGAAGAUGUCUAUCUGCCAGAUAAACAAAAGGAGGCCAAAGAAGUAUUUGGAGGCGAUUCAGAGCACCCUGCGAUCAAGUACCUCUUCAACACUGCUCGGGAAUACUACGUCGGUGGCAAGAUCGAAGCUAUUGACAGGCUGAUGCAUUAUGACUAUGUUGCGCUGCGAUACUCUCCUGCUGAACUCCGCCUGCAUUUUGACAAGCUUGGCUGGUCCAGGGUUGUUGCUUUCCAGACAAGAAAUCCUAUGCAUCGCGCACAUCGAGAGCUCACUGUCCGUGCCGCUCGUGCUCGUCAAGCCAACGUUCUGAUUCAUCCUGUCGUGGGUCUUACUAAGCCAGGGGAUAUAGAUCACUUUACUCGUGUACGCGUCUACCAAGCACUUCUCCCCCGUUACCCCAAUGGAAUGGCUGUUCUCGGUCUUCUUCCUCUUGCCAUGCGUAUGGGUGGUCCCCGAGAAGCAAUCUGGCAUGCCAUUAUCCGAAAGAAUCAUGGCGCGACGCACUUCAUUGUCGGACGUGAUCAUGCCGGUCCAGGCAAGAACUCGAAGGGUGUUGACUUCUAUGGUCCAUACGACGCACAGCAUGCAGUUGAGAAGUACAAGAGUGAGCUCGGUAUUGAAGUGGUGCCCUUCCAACAGAUGACGUACCUUCCGGAUUCAGAUGAGUAUAAGCCAAAGGACGAGGUUGAGGCUGGUGUCAGGACGCUGGACAUCUCUGGAACUGAACUUCGCAAGCGACUCCGAACAGGUGCCGACAUCCCAGAAUGGUUUUCCUACCCCGAGGUCGUCCGCGUUCUGCGCGAGUCCCAUCCGCCGCGCAGCAAGCAAGGCUUCACCGUCUUCUUGACUGGUUAUCAAAAUUCUGGCAAAGACGCAAUCGCCCGCGCUCUCAACGUCACUCUUAACCAGCAAGGAGGACGGUCUGUCUCUCUUCUCCUCGGUGAGACCGUCCGCCACGAGCUAAGUUCAGAACUCGGAUUCACGCGCACCGAUCGUGACAUAAACAUUGGACGCAUCGCCUUCGUCGCAUCGGAACUCACCAAAGCCGGCGCGGCCGUGAUCGCAGCACCAAUCGCGCCAUUUGAAGGCCCGCGCCACCAAGCGAGAGAAAUUGUCGAGAAAUAUGGUAGCUUCUACCUUGUCCAUGUUGCAACCCCGCUCGAGUACUGUGAGAAGACAGACAAGCGCGGUAUAUAUGCCAAGGCGCGUAACGGCGAGAUCAAAGGCUUCACGGGUGUGGAUGACCCGUAUGAGACGCCGGUAAAGGCGGAUCUCACGGUCGACAUCUCGAAGAGCAAUGUCAGGACCAUUGUGCACCAGAUCGUGCUAUUGCUCGAAGCGGAAGGCCUGUUAGAGCAGCUAUAGGCGGGUAACGUCGGGGGUGGAUUUCUAUGGCGACAGGGAAUACGGCUCACCAGAGGUUGGUUGCAGGAUUAUGUGAUUAUAGACAAGUGUUUGGCCUCCUUGCGAUAGACUGGGCAUCGAAGCUUGACUUGAGGUCAACUUAAGCUUAUGCAUCGGAUCGACAUAGGGAUUACCGGACAGAUGCACGAAAAGUAAAGAUUUCCUUGUUUCUGACAUCUGGGCUUGCGUGUGGCUGUUCGGUCAAAUCUUAGCUUCCGGUUGGAAGAUGUGCACGUGGGGACAAGGGAAGGAGGGGGAUAGAUGAUGAUCAAUGCAUGCAGGUUCAGUUGGUUCCCGAUCACGCAAUUCACCAGCGUCUUGCGUAAUACGGGGGUUAGCGAGGGGGAUGGAAGCUCAAGACUUUAGCAUUCUUAUGCAGUAUCUCAGGCAUCCUUAGUUGACACAUCAUAUUGAGAU
Molecule: messenger RNA, 2420 nt
Organism: Lindgomyces ingoldianus
Lineage: Eukaryota; Fungi; Ascomycota; Dothideomycetes; Pleosporales; Lindgomycetaceae
Product: ATP-sulfurylase
Exons: 8
Coding region: 243-1964 (573 amino acids)
Biological process (GO): sulfur amino acid metabolic process
Cellular component (GO): cytoplasm
Molecular function (GO): adenylylsulfate kinase activity; ATP binding; sulfate adenylyltransferase (ATP) activity
Source: RefSeq, a predicted model, not a curated record